Molecule: messenger RNA, 1752 nt
Organism: Mycosarcoma maydis (corn smut)
Lineage: Eukaryota; Fungi; Basidiomycota; Ustilaginomycetes; Ustilaginales
Product: putative siderophore iron transporter mirC
Exons: 1
Coding region: 1-1752 (583 amino acids)
Biological process (GO): transmembrane transport
Molecular function (GO): transmembrane transporter activity
Source: RefSeq, a predicted model, not a curated record
AUGUCGCGUCCUUUCGACGCCGAAAACGUCGAGCAUCGGGAUACCUCCCAUGACUCGCAUGACCACACAGAUCAGCUUGCCGACAAGCAGAUCGGUGUCGUCGCUGCUGAAGCUGGUCGCACUGUAGCCGAUUGGACCCUCUGGAUGGGCAUUCUCGGCAUUGCGCUCGUCGCCUACCUUUACGGUCUCGAUAACAACACCAUGUGGGCUUGGCAGACCUACGCCACCACGUCUUUCAACGACUACCCCGCCUAUACCGCCGUCUCGGUUGUUCAGGCUGUCAUUAUCGCUGUCGGCAAGUUCCCCAUCGCUAAGCUCGCCGACGUUUUCGGUCGUGCUCAGGCCUACGCUCUCUCCGUCUUUCUUUGGGUGCUUGGCUUUGUCAUCAUCGCCAUAGCACAGAACACUCGUUAUGUCGCCGGUGGUACCGUCAUUUAUGCCUUUGGCAACACUGGUGUCCAGAUCAUGCAGCAGAUCGUUCUGGCCGACUACAUCUCUACCAAGUGGCGAGGCGCCGCCAUCGGCCUUGUCAGCCUUCCCUAUGUCAUCAACUUCUGGGCCUCGGCUCAAAUCUACCCAAAGAUCGUUGCUGUUAACUGGCGAUGGGGUCCCGGCUUCUUCAGCAUUUGCGCUCCCGUCGCUGCCUUCUCCAUCAUUUUCGCUCUUGCCAUCAACCAGAGGAGGGCCCGAGCUAUGGGCCUCGUCCCUUCUCGCCCUUACAAGCACAUGUCCUUCCUGGCCGCCGUUUACAACUUCCUCAUUGACAUUGAUGCCCUCGGCCUCUUCCUCAUCUGCGUCGGCUUCCUCCUCAUCCUUCUUCCUGUCAACCUCGCCAAGCUCCAACCCAACGGUUGGUCUACCGGCUGGAUCAUCGCCAUGCUCGUUAUCGGCGGUGUCAUGCUCAUCAGCUUCUGUGUAUGGGAAUGUGUGGCCCCAAAGCCUAUCCUUAACAGGCGAUGGAGGCUCAACCACGAUGUCCACUUUGCCACCGCCAUCGGCUUCUUCGACUUCUUCAGCUUCUACGCUUCUUGGGUUCCUGCCUACUAUUGGUCUCUCAUCGUCAUGGGUUACGACAACACAGGUGCUACCUACUUCUCCAACUGUCAAUCGCUUGCCUUGACCGUCUUCGGUAUCGCUGCCGGCUUCCUUUCCCUCGGCACUAAGAACUACAAGUGGAUUAUGAUCUCGGGUGCUUGCAUUCGACUGCUCGGCAUUGGUCUUAUGAUCAAAUACCGUUCCUCUGGCUCCUCCAACGUCCAGGCUGUCUUCCCCCAAGUUCUUCAGGGUAUGGGUGGUGGUUUUCUCGGUAUCACCCUCCAGGUUGCCGCCCAAGUCAGCGUUCGUCAUCAGGACGUUGCCACCGUCACUGCUUACUUCUUGCUCCUCACCGAGAUGGGUGGUGCCUGUGGCAAUGCCCUCGUUGGCGCCGUUCAGACCAACGUGCUCCCCGGCUACUACGAGAAGUACCUUCCCAUGCUCAACGCGACCCAGCGCGCUGCUAUCUAUGCAAGCCCUUUCACCGCCGUCUCUCAAUACCCCAUCGGCACCCCUGAGAGGACUGGCAUGAUCAACGCCUACAACGACUACAUGCACAUUCUUCUCAUUGUCGCCAUCGUGCUCGCUGUGCCACCCAUCAUUCUCGGCCUUGUCGUCAACGACCGCAAGCUCAACGACAAUCAGAACUGUGUCAGCAACGAGCUUGCCGGUAUGAGGCGUAUGUCGAGCGAGAACGAGUCCACUGACAACAAGUAA